AUGAUAUAAUAAUUCAAAAACACAUUUUAUAAAUAAACAUCAAUUCACUAUAAGGUUGAAUGCAAUAGUUAUGGAGCAAAACAAAAUUGUUCCUGAUGUGAUUGACACCAUUCCCCAAAACAUAAUUCAGGUUCACUACCCGAGUGGUGUUGACGUGAAUAUGGGUAAUGAAUUGACACCCCUUUCCGUCAAAGACGAGCCGACCGUCCAAUGGAGUGCAGAGGAAGGGGUCUACUAUACCCUCGUUAUGGUAGACCCGGACGCCGGACGUAAUCCUCAGAUUAAGCACUGGCUGGUCGUCAAUAUCCCGGGCAAUGAUGUGUCGAAAGGCGAAACACUGGCCAACUAUGGGGGCUCUUCACCACCAGUAAAGACUACGCCCAAUAGAUACAUAUUCCUGGUAUACAAACAACCGGGUCAUCUCAUUCACUCGGAAACUCCUUUAUCAAAGGGCGAGGGCGGAGGGCGCGGGGGUUUCAAUAUCCGAGAGUUUGCAAAGACAUAUAAUUUGAGUGAACCCUAUGCCGGCAACUUUUACCUGGCUAAUGGCGAUGAAUAUUCUGUACAAAAACGGAUCCAGAUGGGACUAUCCAAUGGUUCAUUUGUGAUAGAAUUAACUUACAAAGUCAUGGAACAAAACAAAGUUGUUCCUGAUGUGAUCGACACGAUUCCAAAGCAUAUAAUCAAGGUUCACUAUUCGAGUGGAGUUGACGUGAAUUUAGGCAAUGAAUUGACACCACUUUUGGUGAAAGAUGAGCCCACAGUGGAGUGGGUGGCAGAGGAGGGCGUCUACUAUACUCUGGUGAUGACUGAUCCGGAUGUUGGCGAGCGCUCAGAGAUCAAGCACUGGCUGGUCGUCAAUAUCCCGGGCAGUGAUGUGUCGAAAGGCGAGACACUGGCCGCUUAUAGGGGUUCUGGACCUCCACUCGAACCUCCACCUCAUCGGUACAUAUUCUUGGUGUACAAACAACCGGGUCAUCUCAAACACGAGGAAACUCCUGUUGGGUUUGACUCAGUCGAGGGGCGGAUAUGCUUUAAGGUCAGGGAGUUUGCAAAGAAAUAUAAUUUGGGUGAACCCUACGCCGGGAACUUAUAUGUGGCUAAAGGGGACGCCUAUUCAGAAGAACGCAGAGCACAGAGAAGACAACAGCAAAAUAAAUAAUUAAUUAAAUGAUUAGACCUAACGAUGAAUUUGAAUUUUGAUUGAUAUUUGUGUGCAAUUGUUAUCCGAUUUGAUAAAUGUUGAGCAAAU
Molecule: messenger RNA, 1252 nt
Organism: Oppiella nova
Lineage: Eukaryota; Metazoa; Arthropoda; Arachnida; Sarcoptiformes; Oppiidae
Source: the annotation of a GenBank genome assembly